Ustilaginoidea virens is the source of this 2250-nucleotide messenger RNA. RefSeq lists its product as uncharacterized. The coding region runs from base 1 to 2250 and encodes 749 amino acids. Gene Ontology annotation, biological process: regulation of DNA-templated transcription; DNA-templated transcription. The transcript is spliced from 8 exons. NCBI's taxonomy places the organism in Eukaryota, Fungi, Ascomycota, Sordariomycetes, Hypocreales, Clavicipitaceae. Gene Ontology annotation, molecular function: DNA binding; carboxy-lyase activity; DNA-binding transcription factor activity, RNA polymerase II-specific. The record is from RefSeq and is a predicted model, not a curated record.
AUGACCCUCAUGGCCGAGACUGCGACCCAGCCAGACCAGUCCACUCCCAUUGAUGAGCUCACGCCAGAGGAGGCCAGCCGCAUCAUCCAGUCUCGUCGAAAAGUCCGCUAUGGGACCGCAUGCUGGCCGUGUCGGCGGCGGAAAGUAAAGUGUAACAACAAGCAGCCGUGUGAGAACUGCGUCAAAAGGGAACACGCUCAGCUAUGCUCCUACAGACCCGAUCGCUGCUUGGCGACCAAAAAUGCCUCUUCCGUCGACGCUGGUCAGUCUCGAAAGCGGACGCGCUCAUCACCCGAUGCACCCGAGGAGCUGGCCCGAGAAUCCGAGCACGGCGAUGGUUGGCCGAGGACGAUGGAACUACCAACCAGCGUUGACGACUCCGAAUCCGUCGAAUCGGUCGGGGAUCGUUACUUGGGCCAGAAUAGCAUCCCGGCAUUGCUCCGAGAGCAGUCAUCUCCAAACGAGGAGAAUGACAGCGUCGAUAUUCGGCGCGACUUGCGGUCCAUACUGGGUUUGGACACCUCGGCACCUUUCCCUCUCAUGUCGUCGCACCAUUUACAACGACUAGCUCACGAUAUCUCGGCCGAGCUGCCAUCUGACAGAGAGGUGUUGAAUCUGUUUCGCACAUAUAAGCAGAUUCCUCAGCCGUUUUGGGGAUUCGUAUGCGACAUUGACGAAUUCGAAUCCAGGCUCAUGGUCUAUCUCGAGGAUCGAUCUCGCAACGCCUCUAGCUCCAUGAGAUCCACCAGACCAGUUGCCGCGUCUUGGCUCGCGAUUCUCUUUGCAGUGCUGGCGGUGGGUUCUCAAUACCAUGAGUCUCCCUACCACAUUCGCACACGAGAUUCUCAGAAAUAUAUUCAAAUCUCCUUUCACUUCUUACGGCUUGGGAAUUUCCUGUCAAGACCCUCCUUCGACUCGAUCCAAGCGCUGCUGCUCACCAGUUUCGUCCUUUUGAACGACAUGAAAGCAGAGGCCUCGUGGGCGCUGACAGGACUGACAUGCCGACUGGCACAGUCGCUGGGUUUGCAUCGACCGGCUGUCAGACUCGAGGGCCGGGACGGUGUUCCGGCGGAUGCCAAGGCGAAAGAAAUGACUCGAAGGAAGUUGUGGUGGACAUGCGUAUGGCAUGAUACCCUAACUUCACUAUCGUUUGAUCGUUGCCCAAUGACAGGUUUCCCUAGCUGCGACAUUCCCGUCAGCUCCGAGGCACCAUCUGGCAAGUACACAUACCUCGAAAUGAUGUAUCAUCUCAUCGAGGUCAUCUCCCGCCGUCUCAAUCCCGAUGCCAUGGCCACAUCCUCCUAUCAACAAACAGUGGACAACUGCGAGGCUGUGGAAAGCCUCAGGCGACGUUCCCUUCCUCACAUGCAGAACAAGGACCAAUGCAGAACGGCGCUGCAUCGUCUACAGUAUUACGCCAUCCGACUUCAUACGUCGUUUGUGAUUUCGGUUGCCUGCCGCCCGGCGCUCAGACGAACAUGCGACUUUGAUCCCGAGAAGAAAAGGGAGCUGGCGGGAAGAUGCAAGGACAACCUGACCGAGACGGUCCGCAUGUUCUUGGCCAUGCACCAGUUGUCCGUGAUUCCGACCCGAAGCUGGGCCUUUACUUACCACGGUCUCUCGUCGGCCCUCCUUCUGGGCAUCCUGUGCGAAACCAAGACCGACCCGGAAAUCCGCCGACUCCAAGGAGACCUGAUUGCCGCCUUAUCUGCUACGGCUGCAAAGGACGCCAGCUCCCCCGGGCCGCACAUUGCAGUGAGCGCCAGGGACAUUGAGCUUUCCGGGCCCCUUUGGCGCGCGCUUACCGCCCUGAAAAAUAUCUACGAGCACGGCACCGUGACAGGCACGUCUGCCAAAAGUGACGGUUAUAACGGCGCGGUCUCUGGGAGCGCUACUCGAGCCCCUCUACUGCCUCCGUUCAUGCUGGGCCACGCGAGCGCAUCGGGCCCGAAUCAGCAGCAGCACGGCGCCACCGAUCCUCAUAAAGAUGCAGCCCUGGCUAUGGCCGAGAUGCAAAACGGUGUGUCGUUGGAGUUUCCGGGGCCUGCAUACGGGCAGAGCCUACCAGUUCUUGGUCUCGACGGUCUGCCACUUACAGUCGAUCAAACGCAGUUAAUGGCGCCCAUGGACUUAUACAAUUCCAUCUGGGGUGAAUCUCUCGAUCCCUGGAAUGCCAACGUAGACGCACUAAAUUACGACUUUAUUGCCCAGCCGCCACCCGGACAACCUCAGCAGCAGUUCUACUUUUAG